AUGUUCUCUCUAACGCUGAUUCUCGAUCUGUACAGAAGAUUUCAGGGGAUGGCCGAUGUGUCAUCCAGGCUGGACUCCAUGCAAGAGGCACUUGAUCUACGACAAGCGUGGUAUGAAUUUAUCUUGCAAGAAAUUGGAACUCGAAUCCCCUCAGAGAAACAAAAACUUGCACGUCAGACCGUCUUGUCUGAAAUCAGGAUCAACGAGGAAAUGAGGAACCGGGCUGCCAAUAUGCGUGAAACUUUGAACACUAUGGACAUGACUAUGCGGGCGAACGCUCUGCGAGACUUGCGGAAUGAAUACAUAAGUGCUUGGCUAGACGAGGCAUUGUAUGUCUUGUUCCCGGACGAGUGA
Messenger RNA from Penicillium verhagenii, 354 nucleotides. RefSeq lists its product as uncharacterized. Lineage: Eukaryota; Fungi; Ascomycota; Eurotiomycetes; Eurotiales; Aspergillaceae. The transcript is spliced from 2 exons. The record is from RefSeq and is a predicted model, not a curated record. Bases 1 to 354 code for a protein of 117 amino acids.